UAAUGGAUCAUGGUAGAAAAAAAAAUUGUUUGCAUUUGAUGAGAAGCUGAAAAUUCCAAAGCAGGUAUUAUUAUAUUAUUUGUACUAGUAGCCAGUAGCCGCCACAAAGGCGUAUUCUUGGGCUUUAGUAAAAGGUGAAAGGGAAGGUUCCGUGAUUUUGAUUUACGCAGCGAUUCGGAUAACGAAAGCAAUUUUGAUUUGUGUCGAGGAAAGGACAGGUCUUAGAACCCUUCUUUUCUUCCUCGUGUGCGUGAAAACGAAGCAACGCCACACGAUGGUGUUCUACUUCAAAGCGCGCCCUGAAGCCGGCGAUUUCACCAUCUUCAUGGGCCUCGACAAGUUCGAGAACGAGGAACUCAUCAAAUACGGUUUUCCCGAAGACAUCUGGUUCCAUGUUGAUAAAAUGUCUUCAGCCCAUGUCUAUGUCAGGCUGCACAAAGGCCAGACUCUCGAUGACCUGAGUGAGGCUUUACUGGAAGAUUGUGCUCAGCUUGUCAAAGCAAAUUCAAUUCAAGGAAAUAAAGUGAACAAUGUUGAUGUUGUUUACACUCCCUGGUCUAAUUUAAAGAAAACUGCUUCAAUGGAUGUUGGGCAAGUUGGUUUUCACAACUCAAAAAUGGUUCGAACUGUGAGAGUUGAGAAGCGGAUAAAUGAGAUUGUUAACAGGCUAAACAAGACAAAAGUGGAAAGGAAACCUGAUUUGAAAGGUGAGCGAGAAGCAGUCGGUGCAGCUGAGAGAGCUGAGAGGAAACAACAACUGAGAGAAAAAAAACGCCGUGAGGAAUUGGAAAGGCUUGAAAAGGAGAAACAAACAGAGCUUAGGAGCUACAAGGGUUUGAUGGUUGCAGAAAAUAUGACAUCCAACAAACAAAUUGCAUCAGGAAGCAAAUCAUUGCAGGAACUGGAGGAGGAUUUCAUGUAAUCAAUCAUUUUAUUGUUGGGUUAUAGGCAGAUGACUGGUGGCCAACUUACCACCUGGCAGAUUUAUGUUGAUUAAACAACCCUACUUUGGAUUCUGAAGCUGCAUUAUCUUGUUUGAGGAAACCAAGUAGUGUGUACACAAAUUGUGAUUGAGGGAUAAAGGAAAAGGAUGGGGGCAAUGUAAUGAAUGGACUAUGUUCCUGGUAAGGGCAAUAUACCUUAUCUAUAACUAUAACUUUGCUUAAGACAAUGGUUUUUGUUAUUGAUAUUCUCACAGUCGAUUAAAAAACUGAAAUUUCUUGCUAUUUUUA
This is a messenger RNA of Glycine soja, 1232 nucleotides long. Its product is annotated as coiled-coil domain-containing protein 25-like. The coding region runs from base 275 to 922 and encodes 215 amino acids. The record is from RefSeq and is a predicted model, not a curated record. NCBI's taxonomy places the organism in Eukaryota, Viridiplantae, Streptophyta, Magnoliopsida, Fabales, Fabaceae. The transcript has 6 exons.